AUGCCGCGACUUGGGCUGCCCUUGCGGCUUCCCAAGCGGCUGCUGCAGCUGCCGGCAGGGUGUGCUGACCGCCCACUGGCUGCCUGGCGGCGUGUGCAGAUCAAGGACCUGAACAGUGGCACUUUCGGCUUUGUGCAACUCGCGCUGGAUCGAACGACAGGCCGGAAUGUGGCGAUCAAAUUCAUCGAGCGAGGGGACAAGGUAACAAAGUAUGUGGAGCGAGAAAUCAUCAACCACAGGCAGUUGGUUCACCCGCAUAUCAUCCAGUUCAAGGAGGUGUUUCUGACGCAGCAGCACCUGAGCAUCGCAAUGGAGUAUGCGGCGGGGGGCGACAUGUUCGAGUACGUUGUGCGCAAGGGGGGGCUGCGGGAGAGCGAGGCGCGCUGGUUCUUCCAGCAGCUCAUCGUGGCGGUGGACUACAUUCACAGAAUGGGCGUAGCCAACCGAGACAUCAAGCUAGAGAACACGCUGCUGGAUGGCAGCCCGCGGCCGCUGAUCAAGAUCUGCGAUUUUGGCUACUCCAAGCAUGAGAAGUACCAGAGCGCACCGGGGAGCCGGGUUGGCACACCCGCAUACUUGGCGCCAGAGGUCAUCAUGACCACAAAGGGCAAGACGUACGACGGCAAGGUCGCAGACAUCUGGUCCUGCGGUGUCAUGCUGUAUGUCAUGCUUGUGGGUGCCUACCCCUUUGAGCGGCCAGAGGACAAGCAUGACAACCAGAAGCUGCAGAAGAUGAUUCAGCGGAUAUUGCGUGUUGAAUACGACUGGCCAGCUCACAUCAAGCUGAGUCCAGAGUGCCGGGACCUCAUGUCGCGCAUCCUGGUGGCAGACCCUUCCAAGCGCAUUACCAUCCACGAGAUCCAGGACCACCCCUGGUACAUGAAGGACUUGCCGCCGGGGGUGAAGGAGAUGAACGACAACAUGCGAAUGCCGCCUGCAGGCAGCCAGGCACGUACCGAGAUCGCUGGUAUUGGGCUGUGCUGGUAUUGGGGCACUGCAGCCUCUGCAGGUAUCAUUUUUUUUCAGCUACGCUGCGUGACCAUACCCCAACCAAUGUUUCUCUUGCCUGCAGACAGAGGCGGAGAUUCGGGCUGUUGUGCAGGAGGCGCAGAAGAGCAGCGCUAUGAACCCGCCAGGCUGGGAGGUGCGCCAGUCGCCUGCUAG
Messenger RNA from Chlorella variabilis, 1164 nucleotides. RefSeq lists its product as hypothetical. The record is from RefSeq and is a predicted model, not a curated record. Bases 1 to 1164 code for a protein of 387 amino acids. Gene Ontology annotation, molecular function: ATP binding; protein serine/threonine kinase activity. The transcript is spliced from 8 exons. NCBI's taxonomy places the organism in Eukaryota, Viridiplantae, Chlorophyta, Trebouxiophyceae, Chlorellales, Chlorellaceae. Gene Ontology annotation, biological process: intracellular signal transduction; protein phosphorylation.